Messenger RNA from Chaetomium strumarium, 1046 nucleotides. RefSeq lists its product as uncharacterized. The transcript has a single exon. Gene Ontology annotation, cellular component: nucleus; cytosol. Gene Ontology annotation, biological process: protein folding. Gene Ontology annotation, molecular function: Hsp90 protein binding; Hsp70 protein binding. The coding region runs from base 83 to 721 and encodes 212 amino acids. The record is from RefSeq and is a predicted model, not a curated record. NCBI's taxonomy places the organism in Eukaryota, Fungi, Ascomycota, Sordariomycetes, Sordariales, Chaetomiaceae.
GUGCCGCCUCGUUAUCUAGGCGCUCUCACGACUUACACCCGCAACACACACCCAUACACACAAUACCCAGACCGCUGCCACCAUGUCUACCGACUUAGAAACCUUCGACUUCAUCCCGCUGCAGAUCGACCCCAAAUCCAAAGCCAUCAGCGCGGCGCCACCACAACAGGCCAGCAGCAGCAAGGCGCUCGAGACGGAGCUGGCGGCGCUCAACGCGCUGCACAAGUCGCUGCACUCGCUCGAGGCGCCGCACCUCGUGCCGCCGCCGCCCGUGCCCGUCAACCCGAAGCGCAGCGCCAACCUGAACAAGCUGCGCGAGAGCGGCAACGCCGAGUACCGCAAGCAGCGCUACGCCGAGGCCGUCAAGUUCUACACGCUCGGCCUGCAGAUGGCGCUGACCCGCCCGCACUGGGAGCCGAGCCAGCUCGUCCGCGAGGAGGUGCACGCGCUGUACAGCAACCGCGCCCAGGCGCACAUGCAGCUGGGCAACUGGCCCGAGGCGGCGGUCGAUGCCGAGGCGAGCGUCGAGGCUAAGAGGCAGGGCAACGCCAAGGCGUGGUUCCGCCGCGGGAGAUGUCUCGUGGAGAUGGGCCGGCUGGCCGAGGCCAGGGAGUGGGUGGCGCGCGGGUUGGAGUUUGAAGGGGAGGAGAAGGAGCUGAUUGAGUUGCUGAAGGAGAUUGAUGGGAAGAUGGAGGAGGAGAAGGGGAAGAGGGAUGCUUGAAAGGGUCCGGGUUACUCAUUAGGAGCGGGCGGGGUUAGUCCGCGGUGAGGACGGGGUUGUUAAGCCGGCGUGCUGUACAUUUCUCUCUUCUAGACCUCUAUGUGUAGGUCGUUCACACUUUAGGUUAGGCGUUCCGGAAAUUCUUGCAGGGAAGGGUAAAUCCAAGUGUCAUGACGGUUUGUCUGAGACAGCUUUGGAAUCGGAGUGUGCAUAUUGCGCCUUUCCCAACUCAGACCACAAGGCAUUAGCGUUCGGUUAUGGUACAAUGACCAAAGGAAAUGCCAAUGCUGGAAAGCUGCCCUCCCAAUCCCCCAGCUUCCUCAUG